GAGCUGGAGGGCGCCACAUCUUUGCUGAUCUUCUCUCCACCAUGAAGUGGCUGCUGCUCCUUCACCUUUGCGUUUACGGAGUCCUGUGCUCCACAGACACGGACUACGACAACGAUGAGGAUGACACAGGGACCAACCCGCUGAACCCGAGGGGUCACAGACCUGCCAUGACGGGCAGGGAACGCUACAACGUGCCCCAACCGGCCCCCCCACCCGUCAGCGGUGGCUCCACGUACCGCGGCCGGCCCACCCCCGCCCCCGUGCGCACGCCGCAGCAGCAGCAGAAGGAGGAGCAGCCCGACUCCGGCGGCUGCACCCACGCGUCGGAGCAGAUGGGGGUUUUAUGUCCAACGGGGUGCGAACUUAAAACCGUCAUAUUGAAACAAGAAAAGAACAUUAAAGGGACCAUCCUUGAGCUCCGACGGGACGUGACUGACCUGUCCAGGUCCUCUAACAAUAUUUACCGCUACGUGGACAGCCUGUCGUCGCAGGUGCGCGAGAGGCAGCGUCUGACCGACGAUAACGGGAACGUCGUCGGCGAGUACACAGGUGACCUGGAGCAGCAGCACGCCUUCAUCAAGGACACCAUUGACACCAGCUUCCCGUCCAACAUCCGCAUCCUCCAGCAAGUGCUGGAGAGCGUGCGCGGAAAAAUCCAGAAGAUCGAGUCAGCCAUCUUGGCCCAGAGGGAGAAGUGCAACAAGCGAUGUACUGUCUCGUACCCCAUCCCUGUGGUCUCCGGCAAGGAGUGCGAGGACAUCUACCGCAAGGGAGGAGUCGCCUCCGAGAUGUAUCUCAUCCAGCCAGAUUCCUUCUUCAAGCCCUACAAGGUCUACUGCGACAUGACCACUCUUGAUGGAGGCUGGACCUUGAUCCAGAACCGGCAAGAUGGUAGUGUGGACUUUGGUAGAAGGUGGGAUGAUUACAGGUCUGGGUUUGGAAACAUCGCAUCUGCGGACACAAAAGGAUUCGGCAAAAUCCCAGGAGAAUACUGGCUGGGCAACGACCGGAUCAGUCAGCUCACCAAGAUCGGUCCAACUGAGAUCCUGUAUGAGAUGACCGACUGGUCUGGCGCUCGCGUCCAAGCUAGGUACCAGCAGUUCACCGUGCAGGGGGAGAACACCAACUACCAGCUGGCCGUGGCUGGCUACUCUGGCACCGCUGGAGAUACCCUCCUGACGGGGGCCCGGGAGCUGGUGGGCGAGAACCGGACCAUGACGAUACACAACGGCAUGAUGUUCAGCACCUACGACAGAGACAAUGACAACUGGCUGCCCGGGGACCCGUCCAAGCAGUGCUCCAAAGAAGACGGCGGGGGCUGGUGGUACAAUCGCUGCCACUCAAGCAACCCCAAUGGCCGGUACUACUGGGGAGGGGCCUAUACCAAGCAGAUGGCCAAGCACGGCACAGAUGACGGCAUCGUGUGGAUGAACUGGAAGGGAUCCUGGUAUUCCUUGAAGACUAUCAGCAUGAAGAUCAGGCCAUUUUUCGCCUCUUGAGAGUCAGCAUGUAGCGCAGGCCGCCCCACCAUGUGCCUGCAAAAAAGGUUGGCCAACCAUGUGCCUGCAAAAAAAGGAUGGCCAACCAUGACAUUGGAAACUGCAGCUCAAGGAUAAAGUGUGCCGACACAGAAUUUUUAAAUAAUAUUUCAAAGGCAUUAAAAGCAACACUGAAUGAAUGAAAACAAAACAUGCUUGGCAGAUUUAUUGUCCAGCAAUUUUUAUUUAAAAAUAAAAAACAUUUAAAAUACAAGAGGACCUUUUUAAAAUGUGUGACUCCUCCGAAGAAGCAAUUUUGUUCCUCUGCUCAAUAAAAUUUGUUGAAGAUCAUUUGAA
Molecule: messenger RNA, 1835 nt
Organism: Paramormyrops kingsleyae
Lineage: Eukaryota; Metazoa; Chordata; Actinopteri; Osteoglossiformes; Mormyridae
Source: RefSeq, a predicted model, not a curated record